AAAAAAGUGAGAAAGAUAGAAAUAUUUUAAGGCUUUAAUACACAUUCAAUAAAAAAGAAGGAAAAGAAAAAAAUUCGAUAGUGUGUGAAAUAAUAUGGAGCAACAAAAAUUUGAAGACGAUACCGGUGACUUGGAAUUAACAGAGGAUUAUAUUGUAAUCGAUGAUGUAGCUACAGGAGGUAGCAAUACAUAUUUGGAUUUGAGUAAUUUACGAAAGCGUAAAACAAAAAUUAUUUCGAGUGCCAAGGAAACAAUUGAAAACGCUUCCAGAUUAAUAAGACGGCGAGUACCAGCAGCUGGACAUUUAAUGACUCCUAAAAGAUUAUGGCUGAAUAAAAUUCCAACUCAAUGUGAUGUAGUUAUUGAAUUUCCUGAAAAUGCACCCGAUGAGGCACUAAGAUGGCUGCUAAAUAAAAUAAGAUCACCAGAACCAGAAGCUCUUGGCCUACAAUGUCUAGUGAGAACACAUGAAAGUACAAAGCGAACAGCAUUUUAUGUAUCCGCCCCAACAAAUAUCUUAUUUAAAGCAGCCGAACUUUAUCGACUUCCAAAGCGUUUACGUGUCGACCUUGGUGGUGCUCUGCGUGAAUUCACAACACGCGAGAGUCAUUGCUUCGAGCAAAUAAAAGAUGAUGAGGGCAGGGUCUCAUUAUUCACAUCACAAGAAAGACAAUGGCUAGUUUUUCAAGUCCUACAAGGACUAAGAGCAUCAAAGAAUGAUACGUCAGUAACAUUUCAGGGAGUUGCGAAAGUCGAGGAAGGACAAAGUAUUGUUGCAGCAUGGCAAGAAUCAGGUCUAAUUGUUCAAGUUUUUCCAUUACACGAAACAAAUGCCUUAACACAAUUGAAGACAAGUUGGGUGAGAAAAUUUUUUGCGCCGCAGCCUCUUGAUGACAUAGCAUCAUAUUUUGGCGUCAAAGUAGCACUUUAUUUUGCAUGGUUGGGACACUAUACAUGUGCAUUGUGCGUGCCUGCGUGUCUAGGGGCUCUAUUAUGGGCUGGCCUUUAUAGUCGUGGUCAGACGGCACAAGACAUAGGCCACGUUUUAUUUUCAUUAUUUAAUGUUGUAUGGGCAUCAUUAUAUUUAGAAGCAUGGAGGCGUUACUCUGUUGAAUUGGCAUUCCGUUGGGGUACACUCUCGACGCCUCCUGAGCUUCUCGAGCCUCCUCGACCGCUUUAUAAGGGGCCACUUGAGGAAAGUACAGUGACGGGUCAUUUGGAGCCAAUGGAAGCACCAGCAUGGAAACGUCGUGCUUUUCGCUAUUUAGUUAGUUUUCCGAUAAUUGGCAUGUGUUUGUUGUCGGUUUUCAUCGUUAUGUUCCUCAUGUUGAGGUUACAGGAUUGGACCGAUUCAAAAUUACCUGAAAGUGGCAUUUUUAGUUGGCUGAGCUAUAUUCCAACAGUUUUACUCGCAGCUGUCAUAACUUUGAUGGAUGAAUUGUAUUACAAAUUAGCUGUAUGGUUAAAUGAUCAAGAGAAUUAUCGAGAGCAAUCAAAAUACGAUAACCAUCUCAUAGGAAAAGUGGCAUUGUUUCAAUUUGUCAACUCUUUCUUAUCGCUGUUUUACAUCGCAUUUUAUUUAAGAGAUCAGGAAAAAUUGAAGGAGCAAUUAGCUGGUCUCUUAAUAUCUCGACAAAUUAUUGGCAACUUAAGAGAAUCAGCUUUGCCAUAUAUAAUGGAGCAAUGGCAAUUGGCAACAUUAAGUUUCAAGUUAUGGGGAGCUCUUAGUCCUACAAAAGAACAUCCGACAGCGCCGGAACUUAGUUCUAGUAUCAGUAGCGAUCCGAAAAAGAAUGAUGACGCAGAUAUAGAAAAGAAAGAAAUAGAACAGCAUGAGUUACCAACAAUUUCAGCCAAAAGGUCGAUUGGUCAGGCAGAGAUAGAAAGUUCAUAUUAUAAGUACGAAGGAACCUUUUCAGAUCACUUUGAAAUGCUCGUACAAAUGGGUUAUGUAAUUUUAUUCUCUUCCGCUUUCCCUCUUGCUGGCUUAUGUGCACUAGCCAAUAAUCUAAUUGAGAUUAGAUCUGAUGCAUUCAAAUUAGCACAUGUUCAUCAGCGACCAUUCGGACAGAGGGUUGCAAAUAUUGGAACAUGGCAAAAUGCAUUAGGAUUGUUAGGUUUGGCAGCUGUAAUUGUCAACUGUGCACUCAUUGGAUUAUCAGGACAAGUUUCAAGAUUAUGGCCUGGAAUGACUCAAACUCAAACAGUCAUAUUAAUCGUAGCACUUGAGCAUAUUAUGUUGGCACUACGUUCAGCAUUGAAGUACAUACUACCUGAAAUACCUGAGUGGCUGGCUGCUGAGAUUGCCAGGGCUGAACAUUGUAGACGAGAAAUGCAAUGUAAAGGAACAUCGCCGAGAGCAACCCCACCUUCACCACAUUCAUCAACAUCAUUAUCACAAUUAUCCCAUGAACAUACACCUGAUAUGUAUGAUAAACAUGAACAUAUAAGGAGUUACGAAUCUGAGGAUGCUGUAUUUGAAAGAAUGACUCCAAAUAGUCCUAAGCGCUUUGAAGACAUGCAUCGUGAUCUGUUUUCAACCCAUCAAUUAAGACAUCGUUCACAUCGUGGAAGUGCUGAUCAUGCUAAUGGAACACCAGACUCUCCAAUUUCUCAAACAAGUACUGUUUUGUGUCUUCGACCACUUCACGAUUCUUCUACUACAGGCCAAUCUGAAUCUGUGCAUAACAUUCCAUUUGAAUCUUCUGUGCAAACAAGUUCAGGGUAUGAGUUAACAAUUUUAUUUAUUAAUUUUAUGUUUCGUAUGUUUGUUACUUCCUUUCAUUUAAUUUGA
Molecule: messenger RNA, 2794 nt
Organism: Chironomus riparius
Lineage: Eukaryota; Metazoa; Arthropoda; Insecta; Diptera; Chironomidae
Source: the annotation of a GenBank genome assembly